Messenger RNA from Paramecium primaurelia, 456 nucleotides. Lineage: Eukaryota; Ciliophora; Oligohymenophorea; Peniculida; Parameciidae. The record is from the annotation of a GenBank genome assembly.
AUGAGUGAACUUUAAUUAAUUAGUCCACUCUAUCAACAGGGUUCGGUUAUGAAAGAGUUAACGAUUGCAUCUCUUCAAACUGCAAUGAGCUUUUUACUAGAAUAUAUACCGAAUACUAUUUCAAUUUAUUUGCUAGAAUUCAAAGAAGACUCUGUAUUGGUGGGAGCUUUGGGAUUAGGAAUUCUUACAACUCAAGCAUUUGGAAUGGGAAUUCUAAAUGGUUUAGCUACAGGGUUGGAAACCUUAGUAUCUUAAGCUUAUGGAGCAAAUCAUUAUGAAUUAUGUGCAAAGCUAUAUUAUAGAUCGUUGUUUUUGUGCACAUUGUUUAUGAUUCCUAUUUCACUAUUCUUGAUUUUUUCAACAUAAAUAAUAUCUUUUAUCAAUAAGUACAAGUGCAGGUUUACUUUAGCAAUACAGAAUUAGCAGAAGAAACAGGAAAAUUCAAUAGAUAUAUGA